Messenger RNA from Linum tenue, 1245 nucleotides. NCBI's taxonomy places the organism in Eukaryota, Viridiplantae, Streptophyta, Magnoliopsida, Malpighiales, Linaceae. The record is from the annotation of a GenBank genome assembly.
AUGGCGCAGGAUGAUACUACCAGUCAUUUCCAGCAGCUGCACAUCUUCUUCUUCCCGUUCAUGGCGCGCGGCCACAUGAUCCCAUUCCUCCACAUGGCCAAACUCUUCGCCACCAAGGGCAUCAAAUCCACCAUCGUCACCACCGACCUCAACCACCCAUUCUUCGCCCCAGCCGCCGCCGCAACCCCAAACCUCGAAACCACCACCAUCGCCUUCCCGGCGGCAGAAAAUUCCGGCCUCCCUCCCAACUGCGAGAACAUGGAUUCCAUCACUUCCCGCCCGGACGCCGCCGAACUAGCCCCGAAAUUCUUCCUCGCCACCGCCUCGCUCCGCGGGCCCCUCGAAAGCCUCCUCGAAUCCUCCAAACCGGACUGCCUCGUCGCCGACAUGUUCUUCCCCUGGUCCACCGCCGCCGCUGCCAGAUUCGGAAUCCCCAGGCUGGUCUUCCACGGCACCGGCUUCUUCUCCCUCUCCGCCGCCGAGACGGUCCGGAUCCACGAGCCGCACAUAAGGGUAUCCUCGGAUUCGGCACCUUUCCUCAUCCCCAAUCUCCCCGGUCGAAUUUCAAUGACCAGGAAGCAGCUGCCGGAGUACGCGAGGCAGAGUGGGGAUUCUGGGUUCGGGAAUUUGAUGAAAUCGGUCAGGGAGUCGGAAUUGAAAAGCUACGGCGUGAUCGUCAACAGCUUCUACGAGCUGGAGACGGAUUACGCCGAUUACUACAGAUCUGCUCUCGGGAGAAAGGCUUGGCACAUCGGUCCCCUGUCUCUCUGCAACAAGGACAAUGGUAAGGAAUCGGAAAGGGGGAAACGAGAUUCAAAUUGCCUGAAGUGGCUCGACGGGAAACGAACCAGCUCGGUGAUCUACGUUUGCUUCGGGAGCAUGUCGAUGCUCGCGGCAGAUCAAUUGAGGGAGAUCGCGAUCGGAUUGGAAGCUUCAGGGGAGCAAUUCGUAUGGGCGUUCUACAACGAGAAGCUGGUGACGGAGGUGUUAAGGAUCGGGGUGGCGGUGGGGGCGACGGACUGGGUGCGGCUGCGUGGCGGCAGGAUGAGAGGGGAGGAUUUGGAGAGGGCGGUGAGGAAGGUUAUGGACGGCGGCGACGGGGAGGCAGGGGAGAUGAGGGAGAGGGCGAGGAAGGUCGGUGAGAUGGCGAGGAGAGCUGUGGGAGAAGGAGGGUCUUCUUGGAAAGAUUUGAAUGGUUUGAUUGAUGAGCUGAGGCGGCUUCGUAGCCAUUGUGGAAAUGUAUGA